AUGAGUUUUAGACAAUUUCGUAAUGAAAAUGAAAAACGUCGUCGUGAUCUCUUUAGUAAAUUAAUAGCAAAUUUAGAAGAUUUACUUUCUAUUAAAAAAACUUGUUCAUCAAACGAUCAAACUAAUAAGUUUGAUAAAGCUUCAAUUUUACGUCAAACUGCUCAAUAUUUACAAAAACAUCAUCACUAUUUAACCAAUGAUGAAAAAGUUGAAUUAUCAAAUAAAAGAUCAACAUCAUCAAAAAGAAAUAAUUUUUUAGAUUUUUCAUGGAAACCAUCAUCUGAUAUAAUUAAUAUUGAAGAAUGGUUACAAAUAUCUAUUGAAUCAAUGAAUUGUUUUUUUCUCGUUAUAAAAUCGAAUCCAUAUAACACUGAAAUUAUUUAUGUGUCAAAAAAUAUAAGUUCAUAUCUGGGUUAUACUCAACAUGAAAUUUUAAAUCAUUCAUUAUUUGAAUUCAUUUUCCCAUCUUAUCAUGACCGAUUACGUGAUUAUCUAUUAAAUGAUCACAAAGUAUUAGAAAGUUGUGAUGUGUCCUGGAAACGAGCUAUUAAUGAUGAUUAUGAACAAUGCACUAUCAUCGGUGCAUUUCGAAAUAUUAAUGAAAAUGAAAAGUAUUUGAUGUCAAUUGUUAAAUUAAAUACAUUAGAUCGAACAUUAAUUAUAAAUAAUGAAAGUUCAUGUGAAGAAUUUAUAACGCAUUUAAAUAUUUAUGGAAGAUUCAUUUUUAUUGAUGCAAAAGCUCGACAAUAUCUUGGUUAUAGCUCAUUCGAGUUAGUUGGUCGAACAUAUUUUGACUUUGUUCAUCCAGAUGAUUUAUCGAUUAUGGUUCGAGCACAUCAAUUAUGGAAACAAAAUGGAAAUGGGAAAAGCGAUCCGUAUAGAUUUUUAACCANUAACACUGAAAUUAUUUAUGUGUCAAAAAAUAUAAGUUCAUAUCUGGGUUAUACUCAACAUGAAAUUUUAAAUCAUUCAUUAUAUGAAUUCAUUUUCCCAUCUUAUCAUGACCGAUUACGUGAUUAUCUAUUAAAUGAUCAUAAAGUAUUAGAAAGUUGUGAUGUAUCCUGGAAACGAGCUAUUAAUGAUGAUUAUGAACAAUGCACCCUCAUCGGUGCAUUUCGAAACAUUAAUGAAAAUGAAAAGUAUUUGAUGUCAAUUGUUAAAUUAAAUACAUUAGAUCGAACAUUAAUUAUCAAUAAUGAAAGUUCAUCUGAAGAAUUUAUAACGCAUUUAAAUAUUUAUGGAAAAUUCAUUUUUAUUGAUGCAAAAGCUCGACAAUAUCUUGGUUAUAGCUCAUUCGAGUUAGUUGGUCGAACAUAUUUUGACUUUGUUCAUCCAGAUGAUUUAUCGAUUAUGGUUCGAGCACAUCAAUUAUUUGAAUCUUUAUCUUUUCUUCGUACAAUAACGGCAACUAUGUCACAAACAGAAAAUCCACAAGAAAAAAAUUCUUCAUCAGAAAGUGAAAUAACUUCAUUUUUAUCUCAUCUUGGAAGUGAAAUCUAUCGAAAAAAUAUUCGUGAAAAAUUAAUCGAACGUCGAAAAAGGACAGAAGCUGAAAUACGCAUUCGUCAAGAGGAAAUUCAAGUUAUCGAAGAUAUGAUUCAAUUUAUUAAUCAAUAUCAAAUCAAGCAUUCAUCAAUUGUUCCAACUAGUCAAGUCCCAUAUCAACAAACUAAAAAUCUGCCCAGAGAAGAAUUUCCUGUAAACGUAUUUCAUACUAAUAAUGAUUCAACAUUAUUUAAUAAUUCUAUAUCUGGUGCUAUUGAAGAUUUUGCUUUCCCAACAAAUACUAAAGAUGAUGCAGUAAUUGAUCCAUUAUCAUCAUUAUUUUCUCCAUUAUCAACCACAUUUAAUAUUUCACCUCCAAUAAUAUCAUUAUCAAAUCCCUCAUUAGAUAACGAUUCAGUAGACGACAAUACUUGUCUAACGUCAACAAGAAAUUCAUCUAGAGACAGAUCAUUUACACAAAAUCCAUUUCCUUAA
Rotaria sp. Silwood2 is the source of this 1980-nucleotide messenger RNA. Lineage: Eukaryota; Metazoa; Rotifera; Eurotatoria; Philodinida; Philodinidae. The record is from the annotation of a GenBank genome assembly.